CAUUGCUCUGCCCGCUCACGGCCCUUCACAGACGCCCCGCCCCACCCAGCGCGCCCACCCCCCUCGCCUUGGGGCGCCCAGAGGCGCUUUCCUCCUGAAAAGAACCUCGACGGCUCCUCUCUGCCCGGCGACUGAUGACGCGAAGGCGGGCGGCCUCCCCAUUGGCUCCCCGCGGGACGGGGGAUUUCUGGCUUCCCCCUUCCCACAGUGUGGGGCUGAGGUUGGGGGGCACAGUAGGUUCCCCUGGACGCGGCCAGAGCAGCAGUUGCAGCAGAGGAGAUCCUUCUCUCCUAGGAAUCCCCUCGAGGAGCUGGGAUCCAGAGACAGCGACUCCUCUACCCCCUCUGGAGGAAGGAAGGGAUCCCACUGCCCCCCACGCAAAAAAAAAAAAUUAAAAAAUCCCCAAAAACUACAGCGAAGGGAUCCGCGAGAGCAGAUCUCUCGCUAACUGGCUGCUGGGAUUCGGAGGCCGGUCAGAGUUGGGGAUCCAUACUUGAGCGGCGCAGAAACGGAACGCGGGAUCCCUUGCCAAGUGGAUCCCAAGGAGCGCGGAGCGAGAUCCAGAAACCUGCAAAGCGGAUCCUUUCUCCUCCUCCUCCUCCUCGCCCAGCGGAGUCAGGAUGCGGCCUCUCUGGGUGGCUUUGGCCGGGCUCUGCCUGGCGCUGAGUUACCUGCGAACAGGGGCUUUCGUCGUCCACCUGCAGGAGGACUGCUUCCUCUCGGACGGAGGUCGCGCCCUCUGGUUCAACUGGACGGUGGCCUUCAAUAAGAUCCCCUUCAUCUGCUUCGACGGACCCAGCGAGAGCUUCGUGCCCUGCGGCCUGGGCGCCUACAAGCCCUGGUACCAGCUGACCGCCCUCUUCUCGGACCACGUGAAUGCCGUCCUGGGAGCGCAGAUGAAGGAGGAGGCCCAGCGCUGCCAGGGGCAGGUCCACUCACUGUGGGGACCCUCAGCGCUCAGGCAGACUCCUCCAAAGGUCCGGGUAUUCCCUGUCACCCCUCAGAACACCCCAGCGUCCAUCAUGUUGGCGUGUGUCGUGUGGGGCUUCUACCCCCAAGACGUGACCGUCACCUGGCUGUGGAAUGGGGCCCUCCUGAAGAACGGGACAGGCCCGGCGGCAGUGGCCUCCAGCAAUGGGGACUGGACCUACCAAACUCUGCGCACUCUCCCUGUGGACCCCCGGCAGGGAGGCACCUACACCUGCCUCGUGACCCACGCCAGCCUGAAUGAGUCCCUCACCAAGGACUGGGCACCAGGCCUGGCUCUGGACCUCCGGUGGAAAGUGGGGGUCUCGGCGGGCAUGCUGGGGGUCGGAAUCCUUCUCCUUGCCAUGGGCACUGUCCUUUGGACGAGGAGAGUCCCCGAAGGCUACGCCCCCAUUGAUGGCAGCACCUACCCAGAAGGUCGCUAGCCUGACUCUGAAUGACGCCUCUCCCCCCCGAACUCCUUUGCCUGCAAUUUCAUCCUGGAUCCGUUGGGGAGACCCCAAACUAUCAAAAGGGAAGCCACCCAGCCUGACCUUGCUGCUGCUUCAAAGACCCUCCGGAGACCCCCCACCCCACCCACCGGAAGCCCGAUGAGUCUCCCCACACCCUGCCUCCUCCUCUGCUAAUUUCUCUCAUCCCCAAGUCACCACCUCCUCGUUUGCAGCAGCUAAUUAGAACCACAGAACUGUGGAGCUGGAAGGGACCCCGGGAGGUCCUCUAGCCCAACCCCCCGCAAUGCAUUGUGCAAAGAUGCCCCUCCUCUAUUCCCCCCCGCCUGUCAUCCGGUACAAUCGAGCUGAGAUUCUUGCCUCGCAAGGGGUUGGGCUAGAUGACCGCUGGGGGUCCCUUCCAGCCACCUCUACAAUUCUUUGAUUCUGCGGGAGAGGGAGAGGAACUCUCUUUUUCUCUCCUUCUCUGGAGGUUUCUAAAGAGAGGUUGGGUGCACAUUUGUAUAUUUACUUUUAUUAAGACUUUUCAUAAAAAGGCAAGGUCCUGGGUGCAGGAUAGUCGGGUUCACCUUCCUGUGUGUGGGACAAGUUAAGAUUUACCUGCGAAAGAGGACUUUGCACUCCCCCCGCUUUUCUUAUUUGCUUUUGUUAAGCUGUGCUUCCUGCAUUGCAGAGGGUUAGGCUAGAUGGCCCCUGGGGGUCCUUUCCAACUCUACCCUUGCAAGGCAAGCCCCUUUCUCAAAGGACCUUCCGCCCUCCUCUUCCUAAUCUGCCUGCCGUUGUGCGUUCUGGCUUCAUUUUUUAUAAGAAAUUUGUUGACACAAAAUAAAGGGCAAAAUGCCUUCG
Molecule: messenger RNA, 2282 nt
Organism: Zootoca vivipara (common lizard)
Lineage: Eukaryota; Metazoa; Chordata; Lepidosauria; Squamata; Lacertidae
Product: class II histocompatibility antigen, M beta 1 chain
Biological process (GO): immune response; antigen processing and presentation
Cellular component (GO): membrane; MHC class II protein complex
Source: RefSeq, a predicted model, not a curated record